Messenger RNA from Rhopilema esculentum, 1204 nucleotides. RefSeq names its product CCR4-NOT transcription complex subunit 7. The record is from RefSeq and is a predicted model, not a curated record. Lineage: Eukaryota; Metazoa; Cnidaria; Scyphozoa; Rhizostomeae; Rhizostomatidae. Gene Ontology annotation, cellular component: CCR4-NOT complex. Gene Ontology annotation, molecular function: nucleic acid binding; poly(A)-specific ribonuclease activity.
UUCGCGCAAAAAAGAGAACUGGGGGAAACUCUUGACUCGUUCCAAUGCUCGUUCCUUACAAUGGCGGCCAUGUUGCUGUUGAUUCGAAUCAAACUCAGUCCAGAGGCUUAACUUGUAUUUGGAUGUGAAAAAUUCUAUCAAAAAUGCCUUCUGGCAUAGGAGAGUCUGGGAUACGUGACACAUGGGAGUCCAACUUGGAGGAGGAGUUUAAGAAUGUCAGACAAAUUGUUAAAAAGUAUAAUUAUAUUGCAAUGGACACUGAGUUUCCAGGGGUGGUUGCAAGACCAAUUGGUGAAUUCAAAAGCAGUGCUGAUUACCAGUAUCAGCUGUUGCGGUGUAAUGUUGACCUCCUGAAAAUCAUCCAGCUAGGCUUGACAUUCUAUGAUGAAAAUGGCGAGCAGCCCCCAGAAGGAUCUACCUGGCAGUUUAACUUCAAGUUCAAUCUAACGGAAGAUAUGUAUGCACAAGAUUCUAUCGACUUACUUGUUGACUCUGGGAUUCAAUUUCGGCGACAUGAAGAUGAAGGCAUUGAUGUAAACCGGUUUGCAGAACUGCUAUACACGUCAGGGAUUAUUUUAUCUGAUGACAUAAGAUGGUUAUCAUUUCACAGUGCGUAUGACUUUGGGUACUUGUUGAAGGUCCUCACAGCUUCCAACUUGCCAGUGGAGGAGUCCGAUUUUUUCGAUUUGCUAAGACUGUAUUUUAACAAUGUUUACGACAUUAAAUAUUUGAUGAAAAGCUGCAAGAGCUUGAAGGGCGGCCUGCAGGAAGUGGCCGAACUUUUAGAGCUCGAAAGAAUCGGACCCCAGCAUCAAGCAGGGAGCGACAGCUUGCUGACAGGUGCUGCAUUUUUUAAAAUGAGAGAGAUGUUCUUUGAAGACAACAUCGACGAUGAUAAGUAUUGUGGACAUCUUUUCGGACUGGGAGCCCCAUAUGCCAAUGGUUCUGCUAAUGCUUAUCAAGGCACUCCAGCGGGAACCUAGGCCGCUGUUUUGCAUCAUGUGCAUGCGGUAAAGACUUAAAUGGAUUUUGAUGUAGAUAAAUGGGUUAUGUAGAGAUGAAGCUAGCUGAUAUAGCCAGAUGUUUUAGCAAUACUGACAAGGUAGAUAUUAGUUUCAUUACAACUUUUAAUAGAAUUUGAAGUCCAAUCCGCCUUGUCUUACCAUAACCAUCAGCGUCAUUUUCAUGCGUCUGCGGUAAAGAA